ACUAGCCCCAGUACUCUCUCUGGGGGGAGAGGGGGAAAAAGAAAGAAGAAUGCGAGCCGGGGCAUGAGUCGAGCUCCUCUCUGUUCUUUUUUGACACAGCUCAACACAUUUCAUCCACUGGAAACUCCGGGUUAUCCCUCGACGUUAUGGGCGUACCUACGUGUUUCUGCAUCACAGAGGAGUAAGGUGAGGGACGGGGUCAUAGCUCCAUAAAUACUUGGUGUGGCUGAGGCUUUGGAUGGACCCUGGAGGAGUACAUACUGCUGGAGGAGCUUUACGCACAGGAGAGGAGCGCUGACUUUUCUGCAAGCUGAUACCUCAUUUGUAGAAGCGCUGACUGGUAAAAAGCCUCCUCAGUUACCACCGGGAAAGUUGUGGUGCCUCUGUCCAAUAUGGAAAGUCUAUGAUUCUGUAUUUAGUAGAGAUACAAGUGGUUUUACUUUUCUCACAGAGUGCGAUGUAGUUCAACUUCACACCCCCAAAGUGAACUUGUCAAGAUGACAGCGCUUACACCCCUGAGCCGUGCUGUGCUUGGACUCGCGUGGAGCUGCUUGAGUUUUCUGUCCUGCGCUCAUUGCGGCUUAAGUGACAACCAUGUGCACUCCAGUUUUAUUUACAGGAGGUUGCGCAAUCACGAACGCAGGGAGAUCCAGAGAGAGAUCCUCUCCAUCCUGGGCUUGCCUCACCGUCCGAGGCCCUUCUCUCCCGGUAAGCAGGCGUCCUCCGCGCCGCUCUUCAUGCUCGACCUGUACAACGCCAUGGCUGUGGAGGCGGAGGAGGAGGAGGAGGAGGGAGCGCAGCACGGCGCGGGGAAGAGCUUCAGCGCCAAGGCUCAAGGGCACUCCAGGAAAGGUUACUACAGCCCACAGCAGGCCGGCUACUCCCGUGUGGCACAGCCUUACCGAGCGGCCCCUCUGUUAGGCCACAGCCCCGCACUCACCACAGCGCACGACACCAACUUUCUCAAUGAUGCCGACAUGGUCAUGAGCUUUGUCAAUUUAGUGGAGAAAGAUAAAGAUUUUUCUCACCAACGGAGGCACUACAAGGAGUUCCGCUUCGAUCUGACUCAGAUCCCGGACGGAGAGGCAGUGACUGCUGCAGAGUUUCGGAUCUAUAAGGACCGCAGCCAUGCUCGCUACGACAAUGUUACUCUGAAGGUUACCAUAUAUCAAGUCAUCAAGGAAUAUCAGAACAAAGAUGCAGAGACGUUCCUGCUCGACUCCAAAAAGGUCCAGGCAUCCGAUGGGGGCUGGCUUGUGUUUGACAUCACGGCCACCAGUAACCACUGGGUGAUGAACCCGCAGCAGAACCUGGGCCUGCAGCUCUGCGUGGAGACUGUGGAUGGCCGAAGUAUCAACAUAAAGUCUGCUGGAAUCAUUGGGAGGAAUGGGCCCCAGUCCAAACAGCCUUUCCUGGUUGCUUUCUUCAAGGCCAGUGGGGUGUUGCUUCGCUCUGUCAGAGCUGCUGGUGGGAAAAAAAAGAACCACAAUCGCAAUAAAUCUACAAAUCAACAAGAAUCAUCUAGGGCACCAAAAACUGGAGAUUACAACACAAGUGAACAGAAGCAAGCCUGCAAGAAGCAUGAACUCUAUGUCAGUUUUCGAGACUUAGGCUGGCAGGAUUGGAUCAUUGCACCUGAGGGCUAUGCUGCUUUUUACUGUGAUGGUGAAUGCUCUUUUCCACUCAACGCGCACAUGAAUGCAACAAAUCAUGCGAUUGUGCAAACCCUGGUCCAUUUAAUGUUUCCUGACAACGUGCCAAAGCCAUGCUGUGCCCCGACCAAGCUCAACGCAAUAUCAGUGCUUUACUUUGAUGACAGCUCGAACGUCAUCCUCAAGAAAUAUAGAAAUAUGGUAGUUAGGUCUUGUGGUUGCCAUUAGUGACUGGGCUAACUUUAAUUUAUGCUAUCUGGUAAGGGAAUCGCUGGAAAACACAUCUGCUGCAGGUGUGAUGUGAUGUACAGUAUUAUGUAUAUAAAGUUUUAUUAUCUAAUUUAUUUUCUUUUUUUAAAAAAAAUAGCACUGAAUAUUGUGAUAUUUAAAUGAUUAGGACAAAAUGUUGAUUUUACCUUACGUCAGUUAUCAGUUAACUUUUGUGUCCGUUGGCAUAUACUCCCUCUUAGUUACAUCCGUAUAACUUUUAUGAGUUAACUAUUCACUGGAGUCAUCUUGAUACAUAAGAUCGCUUCCCCUUCUGCUGGUUUUUCCCCUUUUACAAUGCGUUUGUGCUAUAAAUGUUCACUGAGCCUUUGUCUAUUAGUUUGUCUCUAUUAUGGACCAACGAUUAUAAAAGACAGAUACAUACAGAGAAAUGUUCCAAAAUGCAGCAUGACAGCUAAAUCUGAUAAAAAGGGAGACAGCAGGGUGCAGUGGUGCCCUCAAGGGUGGCUGAGGGGGGCCAUGGCCCCUUUAAGUAUUUGCUGCCCC
This is a messenger RNA of Epinephelus lanceolatus (giant grouper), 2426 nucleotides long. RefSeq names its product bone morphogenetic protein 5 (gene bmp5). Lineage: Eukaryota; Metazoa; Chordata; Actinopteri; Perciformes; Serranidae. Gene Ontology annotation, cellular component: extracellular region. Gene Ontology annotation, molecular function: cytokine activity; growth factor activity. The record is from RefSeq and is a predicted model, not a curated record.